Molecule: messenger RNA, 5288 nt
Organism: Aquila chrysaetos chrysaetos
Lineage: Eukaryota; Metazoa; Chordata; Aves; Accipitriformes; Accipitridae
Gene: LRIT3
Product: leucine rich repeat, Ig-like and transmembrane domains 3
Exons: 4
Coding region: 118-2082 (654 amino acids)
Molecular function (GO): protein binding
Source: RefSeq, a predicted model, not a curated record
GAUGUAAUCUGCUGUUACUAAAUGGAUGUCUACAUUCACAUUCGUAGCACACUGCACAUGAGUGCCUAGGAAUAAAGUUUUCAAAUUUUUUCAUAUCAGUUCUGCUGGGAGGAAGCCAUGUAUCUGUUUGUUUACUUCUACCUCCUAAUGAGCUUUUUUGAAGAAGUGCAUGGUUUUUGUCCUUCACAAUGCACUUGCGUUUACCAUGGCAGAAGUGAUGGCACUGGAACAAGGUCUGUGCUCUGUAAUGAUCCUGACAUGUAUGAGAUCCCUGUGAAUGUUCCUGUGGAUACUGUAAAACUUCGUAUAGAGAAAACUGUCAUACGAAGGAUUCCAACUGAAGCCUUUUACUACCUAGUAGAUCUCAAAUACCUGUGGGUAACUUACAACUGUGUAGCCAACAUUGAUAUCAGCAGUUUCUAUAACUUGAAACAACUGCAUGAGCUACGGCUGGAUGGUAAUCUGCUCUCGACUUUCCCUUGGGAAUCGCUGGCAGAGAUGCCCAACCUACGGACUCUUGAUUUACACAACAAUAAAGUGACCAGCAUUCCUGCUGAUGCUGGCCGGUACCUGAGAAACCUCACCUACCUGGACAUAUCCAGCAACAAGCUAACCACCUUGCCAUCAGACUUGAUGGACAUUUGGCCCCCCUUCUCAGAAGCUGUCCUGUCCAAGAACACAGACAUUCUGGCGACCCAGAGAGUCAUUUUGGGUUUGCAGGAUAACCCAUGGUUUUGUGACUGUCGCAUUUCAAAGCUAAUUGAAUUUUCCAAAAUUGUGGACAACUCAGUUGUACUUCUUGAUCCAUUGAUUUCAUGUAGUGGACCUGAGAGCCUGGCAGGAAUCUUGUUCCAGAGGGCUGAGUUAGAGCAGUGUCUUAAACCAUCUGUGAUGACAUCGGCAACAAAAAUCACUUCCCCGCUGGGAAGCAACGUUCUGCUACGCUGUGAUGCGACUGGGUACCCAACACCACAGCUUACUUGGACUAGGUCAGACAAUAUACCAGUGAACUAUACAGUAAUUCAAGAAACACCUGGAGAGGGUGUCAGAUGGUCCAUAAUAAGCUUGACAGGGAUUUCAUACAAGGAUGCAGGAGAAUACAGAUGUAAAGCCAAGAACUUAGCAGGAAUGUCAGAAGCUUCUGUUACUGUCACAGUGGUUGGUGUAGUUACUACAACUGUGUCACCACAGAAGUAUGGAAGGAAGCAAGAGGCAGAGAGACAGAAUACCACUCAGGAGGAAUCCAAGCCGGAACCUGAGAGGACAACCACACCUCUUCCCACCACACCGACCACCACAGCGCUGGUUAGCACUGAAAGAUCAACGAGCAUCAAGUUUACCGACAAGAAGCAAUCCAGGCCCCUGUUCGAUGGAAAGAAAAAUUCAAAGGCAGUGACAAAUGGAAACAAAAAGCAGACUGGGGAGAUAAGCAAGAAAGGUGAGGAGACUUCAUUGAAUACAGCAGGUAUGGCUGAGCAAAAUGUUACUGUAAAGAACCUAAGAGUGAUCAGUGAAACUGAUGAAAGAGUGACCUUAACUUGGAAAACUGUCAAUGCCACAAGCAACUCUGCAGUGACUGUGUUAUACUCAAAGUAUGGUGAGAAAGAUAUGUUGCCUCUGAGCACCGAUUCUAGCAAAAACAAAGUCACAAUUGAUGGUUUGCAACCUAGUACUCAAUAUAUGGCAUGUGUCUCACCCAAAGGAGUGCCACCUACAAAAGAGCAGUGCAUUAUUUUCUCCACUGAUAGGUUAAAUGAUGAAAACAGCUCUCAGUUUUCUAUUCUGAUAUUGGCCAGCAGUGCAGCAUGUGUGGUUGUUUUACCUUUGAUAUUUUUCUUACUCUACAAAGUUUUAAAACUUCAUGUGAAACCAAAAAGUGCAAAGGAAGCUGACCUUGCAAAAGAGACCUAUGUGAAAUUUGAAACGCUAUCUCUCAAGCCUCGAACAGUGAAUGCAGGAGAGCAGCUCUGGGCACGAAGGUACACAGAUGAGUCAGAAAGACUUCUCCUUUGUUCUAGGUCAAGCAUGGAUUCUCAAAUGACCUUCAAAAGUGAGGGCUCUAGGUCUGAGUAUCUGUGUUGAACAUAGGUGAGGGUGGAGGAGAUAGAAUGUAAGAUAGGUAAAAUUAAUCCAAAAUGAUGAUACUGCAUCUGGAAGCAGGUUGAUGCUAGGUGGUGGUCAGAAUAUAUCAUCUGAUGUAAUGCAGUCUACUGAAUGGGUAGGGUGGUGGGUAAGAAGGAGAAUAGAAGAAAAAUGUUGCCCGUUUAUUUUCUUUUUUUAUGUUUGUGACUUUGGAUAUAAAGGAAUGCCAUUCUUCAAAGGAUAAAUACAGCAUGAAAUGGUUGCCUGAUUAAAGAUCAUCUAUUUUUUGUUUUCAUUAAAACAUCAUUCUGUUUUCUCUUUUCUCGUUUUACUGUACGAUGUGCUAGUUGCAUGUAUCAAACAUUAAUCACAACCUUUAUAAAAAUGGUGUACUUAAAAUUAAUAGGAAAACAGUUUAAACUACUUCUAUUGAGGUCAAAACUUCAUUUGAAAGUAUAAGCUUUCUUCUGACUUCAGCUUGUGCUUUGAGAUGUCAUACAACUCCGUUUGUACAGUAUCUUGGACUGAAAGUGAUCUCGGGGCAAUCAAGACUGAAGCUAGGUAGCCACAGCUUAUGGAUUCUUGAGAGGUACAAUACACAUCAUAUUGUUGUUUUGCAGAUGCUAUGGCAAAGGAGCUUCUUUAGUAUUCUGAAGCUCAGGUAAGAUAUCAUUAUGAGUAACUCUGUGAGAGAUACUAGAUAUUAAUAAUGUUAAUUUACAUCAAAUGAUCUUAUUACAAAAUCUCAGCCUUAGAAUUUACUUGGAUGCAUAUGUCUAUAUACCUCAAUUUCAGAAAUCUCUGUACAGAAAAUUUUGUGGUACUGUGUAAGAGAAAACACACUCUUAUAUACCUAUAUAUUACAUAGAUACUGCACAAUAUUAUGUACUAUACUGUAGUAAUAUAAUACGUUUUGAGAUACAGUAAGAGGAGGUCUUGUCCUCGGCUCAUGUUGUAUGUGUAAUGAAGUUCAAUGAGCAUAGCAAAAUUUAAUUGUGAACAUGCUUCCCAAUGUUUAAAAAAUCAGAUAUUAAUAAUAAUAGUAAUGAUGAAUGCAGAAUUGCCUAUCAAUUUUGUGAGGCUGCUUUUUUAUUGCCUGAAGUAAAUAACAGAGCUUUUAUAGUUUUAGGUUCAGAUAUUGUGGUUAGAAGUAUGUAUGAAUUGUUUUUCCUAAGAAUUACAACUGCAUUGUUUUCUUGGACUUUUCUAUGCCUAGAAAGACUGUUUGUUUUGCUAGGAAAUUGGGAAUCUUCUCUUCCCAGACGGAGAAAUUACUCAAAGCUACAAACCAAAGCUUAGUUAGUUAACUUUAAAAUAGUGACAUUUCUUGGUGUCGCUAGUGUAGGAUUAAAUUUUGCCUGCUGGAAUGCUAGAGAGCUUAUCUUGCAAGGCAUAGCUUGGUGGGAGGAAAACACUUCAUCAAAAACCCUCCAGUAUUAAAAUCAUGGCAGAAAACAAACACAUUGAAAAAUCUCCAUAGCAUCUACAUGAUGGUGCUUGAUGGUCAGGAAUAAUAGAAUGAGUAUUUGAGACCAUGGGAGCUGUAGUAAGGAAGCAGGUGAGAUGUUCAGAAGUGCAAAAUUAGCUUCCCUGCAUAUGCUUUUAGAAUUAACCUUGAUGUUCCUUUCUGUGUUACUAGUAUGUGUAGUUAAAGAGUGAUCUUUCUUCUUUUUCUAUGGAUAAUUUUGAUUGCAGUGAAAAUGUUUUUAGUUUUCUGAGUGGAAUAUUUUUACUUUGACAGUUUUUUUUGAAAUUUGGGAUUUUUUUUAAGGGAAAGCGGAUUCUUUUUGUGUCAAAACCAAGGUUCAUCUGACAAGCAGUUUAUGUUAAACCGAAUUUUUAACGGGACCUGAAGUGUUACAAUAUUUGCCUUCUAUUUUCCAUAUAGAUAGUGUAGCCAGUAGUUGUUGCUGAAGGUGUUUCCAAUUAAAACCACCAUGUUUGUCAUUAAUGACAGCAAUUAUUUUAACAUUUAUCUUUUAAUUCCUGGACAAUAUUUGAUUACAGGUUUCAAACCUUUCAAGAAACUUGAAUCUAAUUCUGGAGUUCAAAAGUGCUGUCACCUGACUUGUAGAUGAUACAUCAAUAUAUCGGACUGAGGUGGUGCAAAGCUCAUUUGAAAGAGCUCACUUACAAAUGUGAAACCUUUUGGUUUGACUAAUCCUUGUGGAAUUAGCAUGUCCUAAGUUAAUGUCUAUGACCACAUGUGCUAUCAGUAUAUCAAAGAUGGAAUGUAUUAUAAAAGGCAUGUUCUUUCAAGAAAACGUGAGAGACGUUAUUUUUUUCCACAGUUCUUGAGACAACAGAGUUAUAUAACCCAGACAUGCUUCUGUACCUCAUGUCAAAACAGCAAAUUUUCUGGGGAAUUUUGAUAGGAAUUUGAUCCAAAGGCCAAGUCACACAAUAAAGACUGCAUCUGCAUAUAAGAUGCCCUGCAUCACCCAGGACUGGUUUAAUUAAAGAGCUGAAGAAAUACUUCUGGUAACAGAUGCAAAUUUUUAUACUGUAAAUUGUUAAUAUUAGUGAUAGAAUCAUUAUGAGAUAGAUUUUGUCACCCAUAAUCAAUUUGUAUAAUAUCUUCUGAAAUGCAAUUCUGAAUCAAUCAUCACUAUGAGCAGUGAUGACUAUAAUCUGUGCUUGCCUGGUAGGAGAAUUUGGAGAAGAUUUAACCAAUGUUUAUGCAUCGCUUUUCAUAUAUUUUGCACUUUGUUAGCUCAAUUGAUCCUGCAUUUCACCAAAAAGGUUAGACCUCUUUUUAUAUAUUACCUACGAUGGGUGUGUCAAAAUUGCAUGGUUAAUGAAAUAACUGAGUAAUGUGAGCUGAAUUCCAAACAGACCUCGUUUUUACUUAAAGCUUUAGUAGGCUUCAGCACUUGUCAUAGCUAAUCACAAUCCUGGCUUCAAUGUGCACCUACUAAGCCCAACUUUAGGCAUCCAUGCAUCUAUUUUAGUCCUUGCCAUUGCUCACAGUGGACUUUGUAUUCCUUGCACUAUCAUCAGAUUGUCAUACUUUUCUCAGGCGGGGGAUUAAGAGAGAAAACUCUUUCAUGUGCACCAUGAAAAUGUCUGUAAUAGCAAAAACAUACAGACUUGGGCUAUAUCUAAGAGGCUAAACAAAGAACAUUUUAAACUCAUUACCUUUUCAAAGAAGUAAUUAAAAUACAAGUUGUUUUGAUGUGAAAAUAAAAGAUUGUUUUUGUACAUGA